GCUACUACGUACUCCACGAAUCUAUGCGAAGUGGAAAAUCAACAACACCACACUUUUACUUUUGUCUCCUCUCCUCUUCUCUUUCGCUCACUCCUCACUCUAUAUUUCAAGCUUUCUAUAUUCUUCUCUUCUCACACUCAAUACUACAAAUGCACGAUCCCAUUUUGUCGUUUUCCUUCAUUCUUCUCUUCAUCAUUUUCAUUUCAUCCAUACUUUCUCUCCGUAAAACACUUCUCAAAAACCAAAAAACCAUCCUGACCCGCAACCUGGAAACACCCGACCCGACACUUCUCUCGCUAACCGAUUCUCAAAUCCGUCAACCAGACGAAGAUGAAUCGACUCCAACUGAGACGGCGCCUUUGCAUGCAUUUUCCGAUGAUGACUUGAACCAGUCAAUGGAUUCGGGUCAGUGUGAAUUAAAGAAGAAAAAGAAGAGGAAGAGUAAGAAGAAGAAGGUAACAUGUUCCGGAAUUGAAGAUGAUGAUGAUGAAAAGAGGAGUGAUGACGUGGAGAGAGCAAGUUCGGGUUCUGAUACCCGACCCGAUUCAGGUCGUUUAUUAGACCCGUUUAAUUCUUCGAGUAGUGUUAUGCAGAAGAAAAUCAAACCGCAGUAUGAUGAGCUUGUUAAAUGCAAUGACUCUAACAAAUUGACACUCACACAGGUUGUACAGUUUGCAAAUAGUUUGGUUGCUGCUAGGAGUGAGCUGCAACACAAGGCUGAUGUGACACAACGCAAGUUUGUGAUAACAAAGGCUUUACUAUGCAAGGCAGACAGGUCGUCUAUCAACAGACUUCGACAACAGAUAUACAAGCUUGAAUUAGAGCAAAAACGAUUAGAAGAGGAUGCUUUUGUUUAUAACUGGCUUCAACAACAGCUUAAACUCUCACCAGCAUACAACAAGAUGCUUGAAAUUGGAGUUUCCAUGGAGAAGGAAAAAUCCUGUAAGAUGGGAGAGAAAAGAGAUGAUGAAUUUUCUGACAUUUCUUUUGAAGAAUUAUUAGCACAAGAAAAGAAGGAUUCAUUUUGGCAAAGAAAUGGGAAAACAAAACAAUGGUCAGGCCAAUGACGUUGCUAGUUUAGAAAAAUUAAACUAUAGUUAGUUUAGAAUGUAAAUCCAAAUGCUAUUUUUUAAGUUGUUUUGCCAUGGCAAGUACUUUUGGUUCUUUUACUGUGCUAUUUAUUGGUGGUUAUAUGGAAUAUAGAUGAUACAUGUUUUUAGUUUCUUUUAAUUUUGAAUCAAUGUAGCCCGGUCACAUUACAAAACCAAAGGAAAGACUUUAGUGGUUCAUGAUUAAUUAUGUAUUAUGAAACAUUUUAGUGAUUCAUGACUAACUAUGUAUUUUGUGGUACUGCUUAGAUGAAAUGCAAAAUAUUUGUACACUUUAUGCAUUGUCCAACACAGAGGAAAACAUUAACCUUUUUGAGAGAUGCAAAAUAUUUUUACACUUCAUGCAUUGUCCAACACAG
Messenger RNA from Vicia villosa (hairy vetch), 1468 nucleotides. RefSeq lists its product as uncharacterized. Bases 24 to 1067 code for a protein of 347 amino acids. The record is from RefSeq and is a predicted model, not a curated record. Lineage: Eukaryota; Viridiplantae; Streptophyta; Magnoliopsida; Fabales; Fabaceae. The transcript is spliced from 6 exons.